Molecule: messenger RNA, 989 nt
Organism: Trichomonas vaginalis G3
Lineage: Eukaryota; Parabasalia; Trichomonadida; Trichomonadidae
Product: protein of unknown function, DUF4106 family
Exons: 1
Source: RefSeq, a predicted model, not a curated record
AUGUACGCCGCUCAGAAUAUAACGCCAACAGUUUUGGAUGCCAUGAACGGAAAUGUUUCCGAAUGGUAUAACGAAUGCGACAAUGCCAUUAGAAGGUCAGAAAUAGUUCCUGGAACUUACGAAUAUACAACUGCUGUUUCUUAUGGAAACUUAGGUGAGUUUGGAGAAGGUUCUUCAACAACAGUAGAUAUUGCUUGCGACAGGUUUCAUAUUAUUUCUAUUGACAACUCAUUCUUAUACGUGGAACAAGACAUUGAAAUAAAACCUUCUGCCAAGUUGUCUGACAAGAAAGGUUGCAAUGGAAUUUUCUAUGUCGGAUACCAAUAUGCUCCAGAAGUUUUCAUGGGAUAUAAGAUAUAUUCUAACUCUGACUUAGUUCAAACAGUAACAUGGGCAAACUAUGAAUGGUUCGCUUUGAGAAACUCAGUACAACCACAAGCUAGAGAACAAACAGACCAGUAUGCAACUAUUGAGAAAAUAAGAAGACUUGACCCUAACGUUCCAGGAGUUUAUGUUAACCUUUCUGGACAAACUGCAGCAGCAGUAACCAAAGUAAAACUGAAACUUAGAGUUCCUUUGUCAUCUUUCCUCAUCUUCAGGUUUUUAAGAUACUUGCCAAACUGGGCAGGAAAAAUUUCUAUCGAACUUACUCCAAGCAAAAAUAACUUAGUCAUUGCACCAACACAAGACCCAUUCACUCUUACAGACGUAAAGGGAACAAAUAAAACGUCAUUCGCCGAAUUUUGCAAAGACAAAGUUGACUUAGACUUUGGUUUCUCAAACCUCAACACUGAAGUAAACUAUUAUUUCAAUGCUGCUGGAGAUGCUUGGGACCCAGUUAAGUUCACAUGCGAAAAAUUUGAAUGCAAGAGAAUAGAAAGCAGACUUGCAGUCUAUAUGUUGGACCCAGAUAUUUCAAAUGCUUUAGCUGCCAAAUAUAUUGCAGUUCCACUUAUGUUCCCUAUACACCAAAUAUCUGUCAAAGACUU